This is a messenger RNA of Bursaphelenchus xylophilus (pine wood nematode), 1311 nucleotides long. NCBI's taxonomy places the organism in Eukaryota, Metazoa, Nematoda, Chromadorea, Rhabditida, Aphelenchoididae. The record is from the annotation of a GenBank genome assembly.
AUGAAGUGGCAUCACUCCAAUUAUUUUAUCAUUCAAGGUAAUAUUGCAAUGGUUACUAUAGCCGAGGAGUUCAAAGUUAUCGAAUUCUUGGGGUCUGGAGGGUUCGGAAAUGUAAGUUAUGAAUUAUAAUAAAUAAGACAAUUUUUAAAACGUGAUCGGAGAUUGUAACUUUGUGUGUAGUCCAUUGUUUUUUAGGUUUAUGUGGUCCGGAAGCGUAGUGGUUAUGAUAAGAAGAGAAAGUACGCGUUAAAGGAGAUUUCCAAAGACAAAGUAAUGGACUCCAAGAUAAAUAUGGCCGGCAUGAAAGUUGAGAGGAAUGUUAUGAUGAAAGCAGACUCACCGUUCAUCGUCAAACUAUACUACGCUUAUCAGACUCCAACCACUUUAAAUUUGGUCAUGGAUUAUAUCAGAGGAUGUGAUUUUUAUUGUUUUAUGGAGAGAAUGGGGAUUCUUGGAGAAAACUUUAGCGUCCAUUUGGUUAGAUUUUAUACGAGCGAGAUGAUUCUGGCAUUAGAAUAUCUUCAUGAAAAUCUGAUCAUCUUCAGGGAUCUAAAGCCGGAGAACAUUAUGGUAGAAAGGAACGGUAAGAAACUUUAUAAUAAAUGGCGGAGAGAAACGUACCAUUUUAUUCUAGGGCACAUAAAGCUGAUUGACUUUGGUCACUCCAGGAUACUUGAUGAGAAUACCAUUAAAGUUUAUACAUCAGCUGGCACCCCUGGUUAUAAGGCUCCCGAAUUAAACAAUAAUCAAAAUGGAUAUUCGAAAUCCGUGGAUUGGUGGGCAAUGGGGAUUAUAAUGUACGAGAUGAUCUAUGAAAGACAACCAUUCGAUUACCAUGAUGAGAAUGUGGAUGAGAAGGUUGUUUCAGAAAUUGUAAUUUCAUUCAUUUUCUUUAACUUCAGUACCUCACACAAGAAAUUCCCUUUCCUACCAAGCCCAUCGAUCCUCAAAUGAACCAUCUUCUCUGCCAAUUACUCCAAAAAACUCCAGAAGAUCGUAUUGAUGGCUUUAGCCAACUUCAGAAUCACCCUUUCUUCUCACGCACAAAUUGGAAGACGAUUCAGAAACGGCGGGUGAGGAUUGCGAUAUUACGUAGCGUGUUCGAUUACUGAGUUGGUGGAAAACAAUUAUUCAAAUUGAUUUCAGAUACCGCCGCCUCUUCCUUUCCCCCUCUCCAGGAUCAUGGAAAUGGAUUUAUUUCCUCAGGAUCCAAUUAAGAUGUCUUCCGAUAUUAACCAUGGCAUCUUCGAGGACUUUGAUUACACUUCUCCAAUGAUUGGAAAGAGGGGCACAAAAAGGUCUCAUGAUUGA